AUGAAGUCUUCACUCUUUCUCGCUUCCUUUCUCCUUGCACUAUUCCCCUCUUGCCUUCAUGCAAUGGCCAUCCAAGGUUUUCCUGAAGACGUGAGGAUCGGUGAGCUGACCUUUGUCGAGGGGGGAAACACCACCACGACAAAGCGUCAAGUCGCGGACCCCCCUGACAACUGUUGGGUUCAAGGCCUUGGCCAGUCAAGCUACUGGUUUCUACCAGUCUACUCAGGCGACGAUGUGUAUGCCUGUAUCAUGGCUCGCAAGAGGAUGACAGGGUCGUCCUGGGUUUGUCCUAGAGAUGACUGGUGGCCAGACUCCUACGUUGAUGAGAUCGUCUCGGCAGGUCAAGAACAAAUCUUCAAAGAAGGUGGCGGUAAAACAACCGAAAAGGGAGUUUUCAAGGCCCGGUUCGAAGGAACCACUCGCAAAAUUGAGGAUAAGGAGGGCAUGUCAGCCCUGCUUGACAUGCUGUUCCGAUAUACCCUGCCCAACUGCGAUGCUAGUUAUUCACUCUGCGUGACCAAAUCUCGUCAUUACUACUACCAGUACAAAGGAGAUACUAUUGGUAUUAAACACAAAGAGUCCGACUGCCGUGGAUGGUUUGGUAUUGGCGGUGACACCUACGCUUACUGCCCUGGGGGUAGUCAUUGCCAAAAGGAUUAG
Messenger RNA from Fusarium proliferatum ET1, 660 nucleotides. RefSeq lists its product as uncharacterized. NCBI's taxonomy places the organism in Eukaryota, Fungi, Ascomycota, Sordariomycetes, Hypocreales, Nectriaceae. The coding region runs from base 1 to 660 and encodes 219 amino acids. The transcript has 2 exons. The record is from RefSeq and is a predicted model, not a curated record.